Penicillium malachiteum is the source of this 447-nucleotide messenger RNA. RefSeq names its product Mur ligase. Bases 1 to 447 code for a protein of 148 amino acids. Gene Ontology annotation, molecular function: ATP binding; tetrahydrofolylpolyglutamate synthase activity. Lineage: Eukaryota; Fungi; Ascomycota; Eurotiomycetes; Eurotiales; Aspergillaceae. Gene Ontology annotation, cellular component: mitochondrion; cytoplasm; cytosol. The transcript has 2 exons. The record is from RefSeq and is a predicted model, not a curated record. Gene Ontology annotation, biological process: tetrahydrofolylpolyglutamate biosynthetic process.
AUGUUGUUCCAUGUCUUUUUGAGAGAAGAUGUUGACGUAGCUAUCUAUGAAGUUGGAGUUGGGGGUGAGCUAGACUCAACAAAUGUUGUUGAACAGCCAGCAGUUACUGGUAUCACUAGCCUUGGGAUUGACCAUGUUGCUGCACUUGGUGAUACCAUUGACAGGAUAGCAUGGCAUAAAGCUGAAAUCUCUAAGCAGGGUUGCCUAGCUUUCACAGUCAAACAGGUACCUGAGGCCAUGGAGGUACUCAAUCAACGGGCAGCAGAAAAACAUGUCGAACUUACCACAGUUGAGAUUGGUUCUCUACUUCAAAAUGUUGACAUCAAACCAGCAGAAGAUUUCCAAAGGAAGAAUGCCUCGUUGGCUGUCAAACUUUCAUUUACUAUACUGGAAAGGCUUGGGGCACUUCCUGAACAAUUUGUUCAGGGCCUCAAGGGUGUGGUGUAG